AGCUAACGCUCGUCUAGCCUUUUUUUGUCGAUGGCAUGGUGCUAGUAGCUACGACAGAAAUAGCGUUGUCACGAGAAACUAUUUUAAAGUAAAUUCGGAUAUCUCAUGGAAAAUAGCUGACUAAUACGAAUUUCUGAAGUACAUGUCAACCAUCUCAUCUUUAACUAUUCAGCACCCGGCCUCAAAUUGUGAGGUUGCCAAUUCUGCCCCAAGGUUAGCUAGCUAGCGGGCUAACGAUAGCCGAUUAACGCUAAACUAGUUGGGCUAACGGUAACUCGGUAGUCAGUUAAUAGUCAUUACGUCUUGAAUUUUUAGGAGUUAUUAGAAACCGACCAGAAUAGGAGAAUAGCAUGGCAGAAGCCGACAAGUUGAACAUCGACUCCAUUAUACAGCGUCUGCUCGAAGUGAAAGGCUCCAGACCUGGCAAAAAUGUUCAGCUGACAGAGAAUGAAAUCCGUGGUCUCUGCCUCAAAUCCCGGGAGAUCUUCCUCAGCCAGCCAAUCCUGCUCGAACUUGAGGCGCCCCUCAAGAUUUGUGGUGAUGUUCAUGGGCAGUACUAUGAUCUGCUGCGGCUGUUUGAAUAUGGAGGCUUUCCACCAGAGAGCAACUACCUGUUCCUGGGGGACUAUGUAGACAGAGGCAAGCAGUCCCUGGAGACCAUCUGUCUGUUGCUGGCUUACAAGAUCAAAUACCCAGAAAACUUUUUUCUGCUGAGAGGGAACCAUGAGUGCGCCUCCAUUAACAGAAUAUAUGGCUUCUAUGAUGAGUGUAAGAGGCGAUACAACAUAAAGCUGUGGAAGACCUUCACCGACUGCUUCAACUGUUUGCCUGUUGCAGCCAUUGUUGAUGAGAAGAUCUUCUGUUGCCAUGGAGGCCUGUCUCCAGACCUCCAAUCCAUGGAGCAGGUGCGACGGGUCAUGCGCCCCACUGAUGUGCCUGAUCAGGGCCUCCUGUGUGACCUGCUGUGGGCAGAUCCAGAUAAGGAUGUGCUGGGCUGGGGGGAGAACGACCGUGGCGUCUCCUUCACUUUUGGUGCCGACGUGGUGACAAAAUUCCUCCACAAACAUGACAUGGACCUUAUUUGUCGAGCCCAUCAGGUGGUUGAGGACGGAUAUGAGUUCUUUGCAAAGAGGCAGCUGGUGACGCUGUUCUCAGCCCCAAACUACUGCGGGGAGUUUGACAACGCCGGAGCUAUGAUGAGCGUAGAUGAGACGCUCAUGUGCUCAUUCCAGAUUCUCAAACCCGCUGACAAGAAGCUGUUCUACGGCGGCGGAGGUGGCAUGGGCUCUGGCCGCCCAGUCACUCCUCCCAGGAAAGCUAAGAAAUGACACCAGUAGUUUGCCCUCGACCUUCGACCCAUCCCUCCUGCCCUCUCUACCUCUCUUCUCCUUUCUUUCACCAAACAGCCAGAAAUCAAACCUAUACCCAGGGCUUUUUUCCUUUUUUAUCUGUACUUCUUAAAACAUUUAAUGUUAUGAAUUGUCUGAGUGAGUGCGUGCGUGCGUGCGUGCGCAGACCACAAACGUGUCUCGUCUGCAGGUGAGCAUUAAAAUCAUGUGUGCACGUGUACAUUUUGUGUGAGAGUAUUAGAGAUUUAUACUUUCCCCUUUCUCUUGCCACUCUUCCCGUGGAAAGGUUGAAACCACAGUGUCUGUCUGUACAGUAAUUAGACUGAAAAGCAGGGUCUGGGAGACAGUGGGAGAUCAUCUGCCAGCAGGUGGUGUGUGUGUACUUGUGGAGGAGGGGGGGGUAUUUUGUUUUCCCUGUCCUCUGUACUGUAAAAUCUCAAACACAGGUGUGUGUGCGUGUGUGUGUGUGUGUGUGUGUGUGUGUGUGUGUGUGCGCACACGCAGCGUGUUGCUUAUUUAAGUGUGAUGUCGCCGUAUCCUUGAACAGGAAGGUGUGCAUGUCACCUUUUCAGCAGCACUUGCUCAACGACACACACACACACACAUGCAUAUGACUCUUCAGAUUCAUAUGAGCCAGAGCUGUAAAAACCCCAUACAGUUUAGGUUUGUACAGAUUUGAUUACUUGAAAGAGAUUUUUUGUGAAUUCGUUUUGUAGUCUUUCAUCAAGUUGACCAAUAAAGCGAGAAUCUGA
Amphiprion ocellaris (clown anemonefish) is the source of this 2101-nucleotide messenger RNA. It is a transcript of the gene ppp1cab, whose product is annotated as protein phosphatase 1, catalytic subunit, alpha isozyme b. Gene Ontology annotation, molecular function: protein serine/threonine phosphatase activity. The transcript is spliced from 7 exons. Gene Ontology annotation, cellular component: cytoplasm; nucleus. The record is from RefSeq and is a predicted model, not a curated record. Bases 351 to 1328 code for a protein of 325 amino acids. NCBI's taxonomy places the organism in Eukaryota, Metazoa, Chordata, Actinopteri, Pomacentridae.